Cyprinus carpio (common carp) is the source of this 916-nucleotide messenger RNA. Its product is annotated as complement C1q-like protein 2. The coding region runs from base 1 to 687 and encodes 228 amino acids. The transcript has 3 exons. The record is from RefSeq and is a predicted model, not a curated record. Lineage: Eukaryota; Metazoa; Chordata; Actinopteri; Cypriniformes; Cyprinidae.
AUGAAGAUGUUCUGCACCAUUCUGUAUCCAUUGCUGCUGCUUCUCCUGUUCAGCUGUGCCACUUUGUCUGAGGUACAGCAGAAAGAGAAAGGAGUGCAGGCUGAGGUGACUGAGCAUUUGAAUGUAAAGGAAAGCAGUGCUCUUUUGGCCUUUGGUGAGUUUCAGCCACAUAUUUUCACAUGGAUCCAGUCUGAGCUGGCAGAGCUAAAAUCCACUACGAGUUUUCUGAAGAACACACUGCAGGUCACAGAGGAACAGCUGGAGCAGCUCAAGAGAAAAGAAGAUAAAGUGGCAUUUGCAGCCACACUUGGGAACAGAGGUAGCGUUGGGCCUUUCAACACUGAGAUAACUCUGGUUUACAAAGAUGUCUUUGUGAAUGAAGGAAGUGCCUACAACCCAACCACUGGUAUCUUUACAGCAUUUGUUAAAGGAGUCUAUUUCUUCACUUUCUCUGGACAUAACCACUCAUCUAAACCUAUGGGUCUAAAACUCUUAAAAAAUGGACAACAGAUGAUAACUAUUUACAAUCAUCCUCAAGGUAACCGCUAUGAAACAGCAUCUAAUUCAAUCUCUUUGACUCUAGAGAAAGGAGAUCAAGUCUACAUGCGUCUCUGGGAAAAUACAUGGGUCUUUGAUAAUGAAAAUGACCACACUUCAUUUUGUGGCCAUUUACUUUUUUCUCUUUGAAGGUCCUAUUCUCAACAAAUCUCAACUGAAGGUGUUUAAAUCACUUUUCAAAUCCUGAUUCACUUAAGAGUAAACUAAAAGAAUUAUAGAACAUGUUCUUUUGAGUUUAAGACCUUUUUGUUUAUAUUUCAUGUCAUUUUAUCUCUUUGAUAAUUCUAUUAAAAUGUAUUGCUUGGAAAUACAGAUUUGACAUUUGUUAUUCUCCAUAUGUUUCCUUAAUAAUAAUAAU